UACCUUACUCUAUGGAGUUGACAUAACCUAAGAGUUCUCCAAAUAAGUUGAAUAAAUAAUUAUAAGUUGUCAAUCAAAAUAAUUAAAUUAAACUAUGGUAUUAGUUUUUACUCGUAGAAGCAGACUAUUGAAAGUAGUUUAUAAUCGUUUAUCAUAUAACAAAACCAUAAUGACUACUGCAACCCGAACUAAAAAAGCAGUAGAAGAAUUGGAACAAAACCCAUUUUUCGAUAAAUAUGCCGAAAAAAUCGCAAAACUACAACAAACUUCACCUGAAGAAUUUCUUAAGAGAGUUGAGACGAAAGAACAGACACAGAACAAACAGAAAAAGGCAGCUGAAAGUCAAUAUUCCCAAUUGCUGAACCCAAAAAAUGUUCUGAAUAAAGAGAGAAACAUUAAUUCGGAAUCAUUAGAUGAAUACAUGAAAGUAGACAUCGUAAAAGAUAAAUCUGCAGAUGAAAUUAAAGAAAUCUGGUUGAAAUAUCAUAUUCUCAAAGAAUGCAAUAUUGCAGCAACCAUCCCACAGAAAGACUUUGAGCAAUUCAAAAAAAAGUCCGAACUUUACCCAACCUUCCUUUUUACUCUACCUCGAAGUCAAGGCUUUGAGUUUAUCAUGUCACAGAUAGAAGGGAACUGUGUGCAUUUUACACCUCUUCUGUAUUUUCAAGUACAUAAAGAGAAUGCACCAGAAUGUCUAACAAUCAAACAUUAUACAGAAUUUAUAAAAGAUAAGGGUAUUGUUCUUAUGAAAGGAGAAUACGAUUCUAAAGUCAUCAGUUCUAAAGAAGCAUUAUGCUUGGCUAACCAGUUACAAUUAUAUUAUUGUCAAAAUGACGAUAAUAAAAAUAAGUUGUUAGAAGUAUUCACCAAUAAACCCAGUGAAUUUAAACAUAUGGACCUCAUUAAAGAGAUAGAAAAUUUGUCUUUAUAACUGAGUCUCUUCAUCAUGUAAAUAACAACAAAAAAAACUAUAUGUGAAAACUUACUGUUAGUCUAUUAAAUUAUCCAUUCUAAAAAAAA
This is a messenger RNA of Harmonia axyridis, 1020 nucleotides long. Its product is annotated as ATP synthase mitochondrial F1 complex assembly factor 1. Bases 95 to 931 code for a protein of 278 amino acids. The record is from RefSeq and is a predicted model, not a curated record. The transcript has a single exon. NCBI's taxonomy places the organism in Eukaryota, Metazoa, Arthropoda, Insecta, Coleoptera, Coccinellidae. Gene Ontology annotation, biological process: mitochondrial proton-transporting ATP synthase complex assembly. Gene Ontology annotation, cellular component: mitochondrion.